AUGAAUGAAUUAGAAGAGCUGAAUAGGGUUGAGAGGAGCAUAGGAGAUCAGACAGGGGAUGAAUUUACCAUGCAAGAACUUCUCUACAGUUCCGAUUUGCCCUUAUUGCCGCCAUGGAAAUUUACCGAGCGAGAGCCACUUUCACCUAGCAAGCUCAUAUCCAAGAUGCUUCAUGGCAGCCCAAUGAAAGCCCGCAUGUCGAUGAGUUGCAGCAAUGGAGAGUUCGAUGGUCUCAGCAAUUACAGACCAGCGAUUGCACUGCCUGAGAAGGGGCUGACUGCUAAGAUGGAGAACAAGUAUACUCUCAGAAUUAAGACAUAUGGGAUUAAUGGAGUUGCAGAUGAUGGCUACAAGUGGAGGAAAUAUGGUCAGAAAUCUAUCAAAAAUAGCCCAAAUCCAAGGAGUUACUACAGGUGCACCAAUCCCAGAUGUAAUGCAAAAAGGCAAGUAGAGAGAUCAACUGAAGAUCCAGACAUGCUCAUAAUUACAUAUGAAGGACUUCACCUUCACUACACUUACUCCCACUUUCUCCAUUCCCAAGCCCAUGAUUUGUCUAUAACAAAGAAACCCAAGACAAACUCCGUAGAUGUGCAGCCUCGUCUCUUUGAUCAAGACCAACACCUACAAACAAUUGUUCUUCAGGAGCCACUGAUAAUUGGCCGGGAUGGACAGCAAGAUAAUAACCUUGUGGAAGUUGAAGGGUUUGGAAAAUCAGCCAUGGGAGAUGAAAUCAUGCAAGAAGAGACUCUUUAUAAUAAUAAUAAGAAUAAUCGUCAUUGUUCACAAGGUCUGUUGGAAGAUAUUGUGCCUUUGAUGGUGAGAAAGCCUAGCAGCCCAACAACAUCUUCAAAUGAGCCUUCCUACCCCUCUCAAGCUUCUUCACCCUCUUAUUCUUCCUCUCUAUGUUGGACUCCUGAAACUUUUCACUUUGCAGAGAGUGUACUUUCUAGCAUUGUGUAA
Molecule: messenger RNA, 960 nt
Organism: Dendrobium catenatum
Lineage: Eukaryota; Viridiplantae; Streptophyta; Magnoliopsida; Asparagales; Orchidaceae
Product: probable WRKY transcription factor 49
Exons: 3
Coding region: 1-960 (319 amino acids)
Biological process (GO): regulation of DNA-templated transcription
Molecular function (GO): DNA-binding transcription factor activity; sequence-specific DNA binding
Source: RefSeq, a predicted model, not a curated record